CUCUCCUUGCCACCUCUAGCAGGCCGUCUGCUCUUUAGGGACGAACCAUCUCACAUUCAGCCUUAUGUAUCAUCUUGCAAGGUCGACUCUGAAAUCUUAUUUACAGGAAUAGCAGAUGCAUCGAGGAAGGGCUCCGCUCUAGUCUGUGUGUGUGAGUGUGUGUGUUUUGUGUCCUUUUGUCUGUGUUAUGUGUUCCAGAAGAGCUGUGCAGCGUUUUGCAUAAGAGAGCGUGCAGACAAAGCCGGCCGGCGGGCAGACGCUGGUGUAAAGGAUGUGUUUUGGAGACCAGAAUGUAGGAAUUCAUUACCAGCAAGCUCUCUGCUGACAUAGCUGCUUCUUAGACACCCGGAGAGGAUCGGAGAGGGGGAUGCUGUCUCCCUCUAACUGGACUGUGACUGCUCUUUGUCUGCUCCCACCUCUCUCUAUCUCCCUCCUUUCUUCUUCCCCCGUCUCUCUAUCUCCCUCCUUGCCCGCUGGAUCUGGGAGUGAGGAUGUGAGCGACGAGAGGAACAAAGAGAGGAGGUCACAUUCUAACCUUCUAACCUCAAGACCUGCUGCUGGAAAUACAUCUAAAAAGGAACAACAUGCUCUGAGAGAUUCUCUCUCUCUCAUUUUUCCUCGUUUUUCUCCUCCUCUUCCUCCCCUUCUUCCUCCUCCUGUUCCUGUGUCGGGUUCCUCCGUAGAGUCACGGUUCCACCAUGUCCUUGGCGUUCUGUGGAAACGAGAACAAUUCGCUGGCAUACAACGUGGACCGCGGCAUCCUCAACAACGGCUGCUUCCUGGACGCGCUCAACGUGGUGCCGCACAUCUUCUUGCUCUUCAUCACUUUCCCCAUCCUCUUCAUUGGCUGGGGCAGCCAGAGCUCCAAGGUGCACAUCCACCACAGCACCUGGCUGCACUUCCCUGGUCACAACCUGCGCUGGCUCCUCACCUUCAUCCUCCUCUUUGUCCUGGUCUGUGAGAUUGCUGAGGGAAUUGUUUCCGAUGGGUUCACCCAGUCCCUCCACCUGCACCUGUACAUGCCUGCAGGCCUGGCCUUCAUGGCUGGGAUCACCUCCAUCAUCUACUACCACAACAUAGAGACCUCCAACUUCCCCAAGCUACUGCUAGCCCUACUGUUCUACUGGGUCUUGGCCUUUCUGAUGAAAACCAUCAAGUUCGCCAAGUACACGGAGCACAGCGUUGGCCUGAGACAACUCCGCUACUGCAUCACAGGACUCCUGGCCCUGCUCUACGGACUGCUACUGGCUGUGGAGAUCAAUGUCAUACUGGGCAGGCGCUACCUGUGUUUCACUGAGGCUACAGAGGUGAAGCCUCCAGAGGACCUGCAGGACCUGGGGGUGAGGUUCCUGCAGCCCUUCGUCAACCUGCUGUCCAAGGCCACCUAUUGGUGGAUGAACACAUUCAUCACGGCAGCCCACCGCCGCCCCAUAGACCUCAAGGUCAUCGGCAAGCUGCCUAUCGCUAUGCGAGCCCUCACCAACUACCUGAAGCUUCGCAAGGCUUUCGAGAGCCAGAGGGUAAAGAGGCCUCUGGGCUCUAUGCCGCAGGGCCCUAAGUGGAUUUGGAGGGCCCUAUGCCAGGCGUUUGGACGGCCCCUCAUCAUCAGCAUCACCUUCCGCUUCCUGGCUGACCUUCUGGGCUUCGCUGGGCCCCUGUGUAUCUCUGGCAUCGUCCAUCACAUCAGCAAGGACAACCGUACCAUACAGCCCCCGAUAAAGCUGCUGGGGGUCUACUUUAUCUCCUCUCAAGAGUUCUUGGCGAAUGCCUACGUGCUAGCCGUGCUGCUGUUCUUCGCCCUCAUCCUGCAGAGAACAUUCCUCCAGGCCUCGUAUUAUGUGGCUAUUGAGACCGGCAUCAAUUUACGAGGGGCUAUACAGACUAAGAUCUACAAUAAGAUCAUGCGGCUGUGCACCUCCAACAUGUCCAUGGGAGGACUGACCGUAGGACAGAUUUGUAACCUGGUGGCCAUAGAUACCAACCAGCUCAUGUGGUUCUUCUUCCUCUGUCCCAACCUGUGGGCCAUGCCAGUCCAGAUCAUUGUGGGGGUGAUUCUACUCUACUACCUCCUGGGGAUCAGUGCCUUGAUCGGGGCCACAGUCAUCGCUGUCCUGGCCCCUGUCCAGUACUUUGUGGCCACCAAGCUGUCCCAAGCACAGAAGAGCACUCUGGAGUACUCCAGUGAGCGGUUGAAGAAGACCAAUGAGUUGCUGCGGGGAAUCAAGCUGCUGAAGCUGUACGCCUGGGAACACAUAUUCUGUCACAGUGUGGAGGAGACCAGGGGCAAGGAGCUCACCAGUCUGCAGACCUUUGCCCUAUAUACGUCCAUAUCUAUAUUCAUGAACGCAGCCAUCCCUAUCGCAGCUGUCCUGACCACGUUUGUGGUCCAUGUGCACAUCUCUGAGGAGGCUGACCUGUCCCCUGCUGUAGCCUUUGCCUCCUUGUCCCUGUUCCACAUCCUGGUCACUCCUCUCUUCCUGCUCUCCAGUGUGGUACGGUCCACGGUCAAGGCCCUUGUCAGUGCCCAGAAGCUGAGUGAGUUCUUCAGUAGUGAUGAGAUUGGAGAUGAGCAGGAGCCAAAUGCUACCAUGCCCACGGGCCCUAGCAACCACAAUACCAUUCCCUCCGGCCCCAGAAACCACAACAACAAGUACCAGGCAGUGCCUCUGAAGGUGGUGAACAGGAAGAGACAUCCCAGGGACGAUUGGAACAACUACAGCCAUGAGGGAGGCAACCCACCCCCCCAGGAGGGAGACCAAGACCUCUGCAUCAGGAUAACCAGUGGAUAUUUCACCUGGACAGAUGGGACUCCCACCCUGUCUAACGUAAACAUCAAGGUUCCCUUUGGUCAGCUGACUAUGAUCGUGGGUCAGGUGGGUUGUGGGAAGUCGUCCCUGUUGCUGGCAGCUCUGGGAGAAAUGCAGAGAGUCUCUGGGACUGUCACCUGGAACAUUUUGCCCAGCCUGGACUCAGAGGGAGAUGACAGCCCCACAUCAGACAAAGAUGCUGCUGAUGAUGGAGAUAUCCAGAAGAGAGGCUCUGUGGCCUACGCUUCCCAGAAGCCCUGGCUGCUCAAUGCGACGCUAGUGGAGAACAUCACCUUCGAAAUGCCCAUGAUCAAACCCAGGUACAAGGCUGUCAUUGAGGCGUGUUCCCUGCAGCCGGAUAUCGACAUCCUGCCACAGGGAGACCAGACGGAGAUUGGAGAGAGGGGUAUAAUUCUGUCAGGAGGGCAACGCCAGCGUAUAGGUGUAGCCAGAGCCCUGUACCAACAGACCAAUGUGGUCUUACUGGAUGACCCGUUCUCAGCGUUGGACAUUCACCUGAGUGACCACCUGAUGCAGGAGGGCAUCUGCAAACUGCUGAGAGAAGAGAAGAGGACCGUGGUGCUGGUCACUCACAAACUACAGUACCUACCACAUGCUGACUGGAUCAUAGCGAUGAAGGACGGCACCAUUCAGACCGAGGGGACUCUAAAAGACAUCCAGAACUCUGAUCCUAAGCUGUUUGAACAGUGGAAGACCCUGAUGCACCGGCAGGACUGGGAGUUUGAGAAGGAGACAGUGGCUGAGAGUAUGACGGUGUUGGAGCGUAAGAACCUGCGGAGGGCGAUGUACUCCAAGGAAGCUGCCAAGACUGAGGAGGAGCACGAAGAAGAGUCUGUGGAAAGUGAGGAGGAUGACAGCCUGUCCCAGGCCAUGCGUCACCGCACCACCAUCCCCUGGCGCUCCUGUGGGGUCUACCUGUCCUCUGCAGGGCUUCUCCUGCCGCUGCUCCUCCUAUCACAGCUCUUCAAACACACCCUCAUGGUUGCCAUCGACUACUGGCUGGCCCACUGGACCUCCCACGUCAUCACUGCCAAGAUGGACGCCACCGGGAGAAACUGCACCGUCGCUCAGGAGUGUGGUUUCAGCCACUCGUGGUACCUGUCAGUGUUCAGUGUGCUGUGCUGUCUGGGCAUCGUUCUGUGUCUGGUCACCUCUGUGGCUGUAGAGUGGACAGGCCUGAGAGUGGCCAAAGAACUACACCACAACCUGCUCAGCAAGAUCAUACUGGCACCUAUGAGGCUGUUUGAGACCACUCCCCUGGGUAACAUCCUCAACAGGUUCUCCUCUGACACCAACACCAUAGACCAGCACAUCCCUGCCACCCUGGAGUGUCUGAGUCGCUCCACCCUGCUGUGUGUGUCGGCGCUGGGGGUUAUCUCCUAUGUGACCCCUGUGUUCCUCAUUGCUCUGGUGCCCCUGGCCAUCGCCUGCUACUUCAUACAGAAGUACUUCCGGGUUGCCUCCAGGGACCUCCAGCAGUUGGAGGAUAGUACCCAGCUCCCUCUCCUGUCCCACUUCUCAGAGACAGUGGAGGGCCUCACCACCAUCCGGGCAUUCAGGUACGAGUCCAGGUUCAGACAGAGGUUAUUGGAGUAUACUGAUGCCAACAACAUCGCAUCUCUCUUCCUCACAGCAGCCAAUCGCUGGCUAGAGGUCCGCAUGGAGUAUGUAGGAGCCUGUGUUGUUCUGAUAGCAGCCGUGGCCUCCAUCAGCAACUCUCUGUACAACCACCUCUCCACUGGCCUGGUGGGACUCGGACUCACCUACACACUCAUGGUAUCCAACUACCUGAACUGGAUGGUGCGGAACCUGGCAGACAUGGAGGUUCAGCUGGGUUCAGUCAAGAGGAUCAACGGCCUGCUGAAGACUGAGCCUGAGAACUACGAGGGACUGAUGGCUGCAUCUCAGGUGCCGGAUGGCUGGCCACGGCAAGGAGAGAUUCAGAUCCAGAACCUGAGUGUGCGUUACGACACCACCCUGAAACCUGUCCUCAAACAAGUCAACGCACACAUCAGCCCUGGACAGAAGGUGGGGAUCUGUGGUAGGACAGGAAGUGGGAAGUCUUCUUUCUCCUUGGCCUUCUUCCGCAUGGUCGACAUGUUCGAGGGGCGUAUCAUCAUAGAUGACAUUGACAUCGCCAAGCUGCCUCUGCAGACUCUGAGGUCUAGAUUCUCCAUCAUCCUCCAGGACCCCAUCUUAUUCAGCGGAACCAUCCGGUUUAACCUGGACCCAGAGAUGAAGGCUACAGACGAUAUGCUGUGGGAGGCUCUGGAGAUCGCUCAGCUCAAACCUGUAGUCAAGACUUUACCAGGAGGACUGGACGCCAUGGUGACGGAGGGAGGGGAGAACUUCAGCCAGGGCCAGAGACAGCUCUUCUGUCUGGCCAGAGCCUUCGUCAGGAAGUCUAGCAUCCUCAUCAUGGAUGAAGCCACAGCCUCUAUAGACAUGGCCACGGAGAGCAUCCUGCAGAAGGUGGUAAUGACUGCCUUCGCUGACAGAACAGUGGUUACCAUAGCACAUCGUGUCCACACCAUCCUGAAUGCAGACCUGGUGAUAGUGAUGAAGAGAGGGAUCAUUCUAGAAUACGACAGACCCCAGGCACUGCUGGAGAAAGAGGACAGCGUCUUUGCAGCAUUCGUCAAGGCGGACAAGUGACCGAUGAGGAAGAGGGAGGAAAUUCAAAGUGCAUUUGAAGAGCUUAUUUCCAAAACGCUAUAUCCACCAAUUUUUAACAUUUGUGCUUUUUCAUCAGAAAUGUUUGCGUAUGUGUAUAUUCAUGUGUGUGUAAAAUAUUACUAUUCUUAGAUUUUUUUAUUCAUAGAUUUUAGAUGUGUAAGAAAAUGUUUUUUUCUAAAUGCUAUAUAUUCAUUGUUUAGUUGGAAUGUAAUGUUUGUAUCCUGUAUAUUUGACUGUGAUAUGUGGUGGUCUCACCUAGAUAUCUUAAGAUGAAUGCACUUAGUGUAAGUCGCUCUGGAUAAGAGCAUCUGCCAAAUGUAAAUGUUUUACAUACAGAUCUGAUAUUACUGUAUUGACUUUUUAAAAUAUUUAUGUCACACAUUUAUAAUUUGUACAUUUCUUACAUUUGACUGUGUAGGCGAAUAUUUAAAUACAGUGGGGCAAAAAAGUAUUUAGUCAGCCACCAAUUGUGCAAGUUCUCCCACUUAAAAAGACGAGAGAGGCCUGUAAUUUUCAUCAUAGGUACACUUCAACUAUGACAGACAAAAUGAGAAGAAAAAAAAUCCAGAAAUCACAUUGUAGGAUUUUUAAUGAAUUUAUUUGCAAAUUAUGGUGGAAAACAAGUAUUUGAUCAAUAACAAAAGUUUCUCAAUACUUUGUUGUAUACCCUUUGUUGGCAAUGACAGAGGUCAAACAUUUUCUGUAAGUCUUCACAAGAUUUUCACACACUGUUGCUGGUAUUUUGGCCCAUUCCUCCAUGCAGAUCUCUUCUAGAGCAGUGAUGUUUUGGGGCUGUUGCUGGGCAACACAGACUUUCAACUCCCUCCAAAGAAAUUCUAUGGGGUUGAGAUCUGGAGACUGGCUAGGCCACUCCAGGACCUUGAAAUGCUUCUUACGAAGCCACUCCUUCAUUGCCCGGGCGGUGUGUUUGGGAUCAUUGUCAUGCUGAAAGACCCAGCCACGUUUAAUCUUCAAUGCCCUUGCUGAUGGUAGGCUUUGUUACUUUGGUCCCAGCUCUCUGCAGGUCAUUCACUAGGUCCCCCUGUGUGGUUCUGGGAUUUUUGCUCACCGUUCUUGUGAUCAUUUUGACCCCACGGGGUGAGAUCUUGCGUGGAGCCCCAGAUCGAAGGAGAUUAUCAGUGGUCUUGUAUGUCUUCCAUUUCCUAAUAAUUGCUCCCACAGUUGAUUUCUUCAAACCAAGCUGCUUACCUAUUGCAGAUUCAGUCUUCCCAGCCUGGUGCAGGUCUACAAUUUUGUUUCUGGUGUCCUUUGACAGCUCUUUGGACUUGGCCAUAGUGGAGUUUGGAGUGUGACUGUUUGAAGUUGUGGACAGGUGUCUUUUAUACUGAUAACAAGUUCAAACAGGUGCCAUUAAUACAGGUAACGAGUGGAGGACAGAGGAGCCUCUUAAAGAAGAAGUUACAGGUCUGCGAGAGCCAGAAAUCUUGCUUGUUUGUAGGUGAUCAAAUACUUAUUUUUCUACAAUAAUUAGCAAAUAAAUUCAUUAAAAAUCCUACAAUGUGAUUUUCUGGAGAUUUUUUAAAGUAAUUUUGUCGGUCAUAGUUGAAGUGAACUUAUGAUGAAAAUUACAGGCCUCUCUCAUCUUUUUAAGUGGGAGAACUUGCACAAUUUGUGGCUGACUAAAUACUUUUUUGCCCCGCUGUAUAUACAGUGCCUUGCGAAAGUAUUCGGCCCCCUUGAACUUUGCGAACUUUUGCCACAUUUCAGGCUUCAAACAUAAAGAUAUAAAACUGUAUUUUUUUGUGAAGAAUCAACAACAAGUGGGACACAAUCAUGAAGUGGAACGACAUUUAUUGGAUAUUUCAAACUUUUUUAACAAAUCAAAAACUGAAAAAUUGGGCGUGCAAAAUUAUUCAGCCCCUUUACUUUCAGUGCAGCAAACUCUCUCCAGAAGUUCAGUGAGGAUCUCUGAAUGAUCCAAUGUUGAUCUAAAUGACUAAUGAUGAUAAAUACAAUCCACCUGUGUGUAAUCAAGUCUCCGUAUAAAUGCACCUGCACUGUGAUAGUCUCAGAGGUCCGUUAAAAGCGCAGAGAGCAUCAUGAAGGAGAAGGAACACACCAGGCAGGUCCGAGAUACUGUUGUGAAGAAGUUUAAAGCCGGAUUUGGAUACAAAAAGAUUUCCCAAGCUUUAAACAUCCCAAGGAGCACUGUGCAAGCGAUAAUAUUGAAAUGGAAGGAGUAUCAGACCACUGCAAAUCUACCAAGACCUGGCCGUCCCUCUAAACUUUCAGCUCAUACAAGGAGAAGACUGAUCAGAGAUGCAGCCAAGAGGCCCAUGAUCACUCUGGAUGAACUGCAGAGAUCUACAGCUGAGGUGGGAGACUCUGUCCAUAGGACAACAAUCAGUCGUAUAUUGCACAAAUCUGGCCUUUAUGGAAGAGUGGCAAGAAGAAAGCCAUUUCUUAAAGAUAUCCAUAAAAAGUGUUGUUUAAAGUUUUCCACAAGCCACCUGGGAGACACACCAAACAUGUGGAAGAAGGUGCUGAGUCUGGGACGGAGAUUUGUCUUCCAACAAGACAAUGAUCCAAAACAUAAAGCAAAAUCUACAAUGGAAUGGUUCAAAAAUAAACAUAUCCAGGUGUUAGAAUGGCCAAGUCAAAGUCCAGACCUGAAUCCAAUCGAGAAUCUGUGGAAAGAACUGAAAACUGCUGUUCACAAAUGCUCUCCAUCCAACCUCACUGAGCUCGAGCUGUUUUGCAAGGAGGAAUGGGAAAAAAUGUCCAGUCUCUCGAUGUGCAAAACUGAUAGAGACAUACUCCAAGCGACUUACAGCUGUAAUCGCAGCAAAAGGUGGCGCUACAAAGUAUUAACUUAAGGGGGCUGAAUAAUUUUGCAUGCCUAAUUUUUCAGUUUUUGAUUUGUUAAAAAAGUUUGAAAUAUCCAAUAAAUGUCGUUCCACUUCAUGACUGUGUCCCACUUGUUGUUGAUUCUUCACAAAAAAAUACAGUUUUAUAUCUUUAUGUUUGAAGCCUGAAAUGUGGCAAAAGGUCGCAAAGUUCAAGGGGGCCGAAUACUUUCGCAAGGCACUGUAAGGAAUUUGGCUAAAAAAAGACAUGAUUAUUUGUCUCUCUGAAAUGAAACCAUCAAGUGAUAGAUUUUAAACAAAUACAUGCCUGUCACUGAAAAACCCCAUGACAUGAUUAGAUUGGUGAGUGUUUUCACUAUCUCUUUCAGAAGUUCUUUAAUCAAGAAAAGCUCAUUUAUCAACAUUUCUGAAAAUGGAUAUAUAGCAAUUUAGAAUGAAACUCUUUACUUGUACCAUGGGCUGUAUAUUAUUAUUCUAUUUUUGUACAUAAAAUGUUAAUUCUAUGUUAAUAA
Messenger RNA from Oncorhynchus nerka (sockeye salmon), 8844 nucleotides. RefSeq names its product ATP-binding cassette sub-family C member 8-like. Gene Ontology annotation, biological process: potassium ion transport; transmembrane transport. The transcript is spliced from 39 exons. Gene Ontology annotation, cellular component: membrane. The record is from RefSeq and is a predicted model, not a curated record. The coding region runs from base 699 to 5483 and encodes 1594 amino acids. Lineage: Eukaryota; Metazoa; Chordata; Actinopteri; Salmoniformes; Salmonidae. Gene Ontology annotation, molecular function: ATP binding; ABC-type transporter activity; sulfonylurea receptor activity.